AUGAAACGGAGUUUCAUGUAUCGGUCUGACGACCUAUAUGCAGCGUGUCGCACCGAGGAUCCUACCAUCCACGUUCAUGAUGGUGAGGCUAUCAUGAAGGCCGAUGUCGAUGAAGAGGACGCCUUAAACGUCGCCGAUGACGGUGAAGCUAAGCUUGAGUAA
Molecule: messenger RNA, 162 nt
Organism: Fusarium fujikuroi IMI 58289
Lineage: Eukaryota; Fungi; Ascomycota; Sordariomycetes; Hypocreales; Nectriaceae
Exons: 2
Coding region: 1-162 (53 amino acids)
Source: RefSeq, a predicted model, not a curated record